AUGGCAUUGGCAAACGACACGCUCCAAGAACUCAUUGUGAGCUACAAUGAGCUGAACUCGUCAGUCAUUGAGGAGCUGGACGAGGAACCAAGUCCUCUGGAAUUCAUGCGCUUCGUAGCAAAGAACACGCCGUUUGUCAUUCGCAACGGGGCAAAAGACUGGCCAGCCACCAAGCAAUGGAACGUAGAGUAUCUAAGGGAGGCGCUGAGGGGCCAUCAGGUCAAUGUUGCAAUCACGCCGUACGGGAACGCCGAUGCACCGACGCUCUAUGCUGACGACAAUACCGUAUUCGCCAAGCCACACGAGGAAGAUCAACCCUUUGAAGAUUUCAUCGACUACCUGACGAAACAGGAACUAGAAUCGCCCAUUGAUCCCGUCGAGGUGAGGUAUGCACAAACACAGAAUGAUAACCUACGCCACGAAUACUCGUCCUUGUUUUCGGAAACCCUGAGGUCUAUUCCGUUUGCACGCAUAGCCCUGGAAAAGGAACCUGAUGCCAUUAAUAUGUGGGUCGGCAACUCGUUUUCGACAACGGCGAUGCAUCGUGACAAUUAUGAAAACAUUUACGUGCAGAUUGCCGGUCAGAAGCAUUUUGUCCUGCUCCCGGCCCUCUGCCAGCCCUGCAUCAACGAGCAAGACCUGCGUCCAGCUAUCUACGUUCGGGACGGAGACAAACUGGAGCUCAAGCUAGAGGAUGGACCUCAUGUUCCCUUUGCCGUGUGGGAUCCCGAUCGAUCUCAUGCAAAUACGACUAGGUAUUCUCACCUCGCACAGCCUAUGCGAGUCACGCUGAAUCCGGGAGAUAUGCUUUACUUGCCAGCCAUGUGGUAUCACAAGGUAUCGCAGUCUUGCUCAGAAGAAGGGCUCUGUGUAGCCGUCAACUACUGGUAUGAUAUGGACUUUAGCGGUCCCUUGUAUCCCUUGACAUCGUUUGUCCGGGACACGGCACGUCAGACAUAG
Messenger RNA from Pestalotiopsis fici W106-1, 960 nucleotides. RefSeq lists its product as uncharacterized. The record is from RefSeq and is a predicted model, not a curated record. The transcript is spliced from 5 exons. Lineage: Eukaryota; Fungi; Ascomycota; Sordariomycetes; Amphisphaeriales; Sporocadaceae. Gene Ontology annotation, molecular function: 2-oxoglutarate-dependent dioxygenase activity. The coding region runs from base 1 to 960 and encodes 319 amino acids.